AUGGCUCUUCCCCACCCCGAAUGCUGCCCGUCCGUCAGCAGUGAGUUUGAUUUGUGGACCUUACCCCCGACCGACACCAGCGUUCGAGAAGGCCGCUGGGAUGCUUACAGCCCCAUCGCCAGCCUGAGUGAUGUGGGACCUGUAGAAUUUGUCAUCACCAACGCUGACGCAGACACUUACUUGGACUUGGCCAACACCAUGCUGUACGUGAAGGCAAAAAUCCUCAACGGGGACGGGACGGCUGUGGCGGCUGACAAGAAGGUGGCUCCGACUAACCUGUGGAUACAAUCCAUGUGGCGACAGGUCGACGUCUCCCUGAACGAUAAACUCAUCACGCCGUCCACCAACAUGUACCCAUACCGGGCUUACUUGGAGACAUUGUUGUCUUACGGUAAAGAGGCUAAAAAGAGCCAGCUGUCUGCUGCCUUGUGGUAUGCAGACACCCCAGGAAAGUUUGACACGAUGAGUGACACCAACGAUGGAUUUGCCGAUCGGCUGGAGUGCACGGCUGAAAGUCGGUCGGUUGACAUGCUGGGUCGCCUGCAUUGUGACAUGUUCCUGCAACACCUACACCUGCUCAACAACGUCACGGUCCGCAUCCGUCUCACCCCGGCUAAGGAUUCGUUUGCUUUGAUGUCCGAUGAAGCCGCUCCCGGCUACAAGACUCGCUUGGAGGAGGUCUUGAUCUUUGUGCGCAAAGUGAAAAUCACCAGCGGUGUGCAACUGGGGCAUUUGAAAGCCUUGGCCAAAGCUCCUGCCAAGUACCCAAUCCGCCGCGUGCUGACCAAGUAUUUCUCUGUCCCCAGAGGCCACACCCUCAUCAAUGAACAAAACCUAUUUCUGGGCAGCUUACCGACACGUUUAGUGGUGGGGUGUGUGAGCAACAAGGCUUUUGACGGGGACUACACUAAAAACCCGUUUCGUUUCCGACACUACUACACAAACUUCGUCGCCUUGUACGUCGGCGGUCGUCAGAUUCCAACCAAGCCCCUGACACCCGACUUUGAGAACGAGAAUUUCAUCCGCACGUACAUGAACCUCUUUACCCACACGGGGAAAGCGUUCCACGACGAGGGAAACAAUAUCAAGCGCACCACAUUCGCCGAAGGCCACACGCUGUUUUGUUUCGACUUGACCCCUAGCCUCCACGAUGACCACCAACUGAACCUGACGUGUUUACCCGGGCUGUGGUGGGGGCAGGAGGUGGGGUCUACCCUCGGGAUCAUCUCCCCUCACUUCCCCCACCCCCCUCACGACCCUCACGCCCCACCCCUAGGAUCCCCUGGACCCCCUGGGCGUGCAUCAUUAACACAGACACGUGUCUUCGCCCAGGACGACAUUGGGUCGCCGUCUUCAUAG
Molecule: messenger RNA, 1359 nt
Organism: Liolophura sinensis
Lineage: Eukaryota; Metazoa; Mollusca; Polyplacophora; Chitonida; Chitonidae
Exons: 2
Coding region: 1-1359 (452 amino acids)
Biological process (GO): deoxyribonucleotide biosynthetic process
Cellular component (GO): cytosol
Molecular function (GO): ribonucleoside-diphosphate reductase activity, thioredoxin disulfide as acceptor
Source: RefSeq, a predicted model, not a curated record